CUGGGACGCAUGUUUUGCAGGUUUCCUCACACCUGAGCCGAGGUGACAGAGCAGGUCGCACACACAGACAUGAGGACGCACAAGCUUUUAUCCAUCGCUCUGCUGGGCCUGCUGCUGCUGCUGCUGCUGGGGGCCUCCAGCAUCCAGGCCGCAGACCCCGAUGGGGACCCCGAGGAGGCAGCAGAGGCACGGGGGGACGCAUCGGCGGAGACGUCAGAGGACACCUCGGAGGAGACGGACGAGGAGCCAAAGAAGGAGAAGACAACCGAGAUAGAAGAAGAGAAAGACGUUUUGGUUCUGCACAUCAACAACUUUGACAGAGCUCUCAGCGAGAAUAAGUAUUUACUGGUUGAGUUCUACGCUCCCUGGUGCGGCCACUGCAAGCAGUUCGAGCCGGUUUACGCCGAGGCCGCGGAGAAGCUGAAGGACGAAGAGGCGGGGAUGCGCCUGGCCAAAGUGGACGCCAUCGAGGAGAGGGAGCUGGCCGACGAGUUUGACAUCGGCAGCUUUCCCACUCUGAAGAUGUUCGUCGGUGGAGACCGGCAGAAGCCUGUGGACUACACUGGUAAAAGAUCAGUAGUAGGAAUAAUUCAGUGGAUGAAGCGUCGCGCCGGUCCCGCUACGUCAAAUCUCGAUUCUGUGGACUCUGCGGCAAAGUUCAUCGCCGCCCACAACAUCUCUGUUGUUGGAUUCUUCAACAGCCUGGAAAGCGAGUCUGCCAAGGUGUUCGAGGAGGCCGCUUAUGAUUUGACGGACGUUGAGUUUGGAGUUACUUCAACUCCUGAAGUGUUUCAGAAGUACGAGGUGAAAUCAGACUCUGUGGUGCUCUUCAAAAAGUUUGAUGACGGCAGAGAAGACUACAUUUGGUCAAAAGAAGAGAAACUAGACAUGUCCAACCUGACCUCUUUCAUCAAGGAGAGCAGCCUGGAGCUCAUCAUCCCAUUCAGCUCUGAGGUAGCAGACAAGAUCUUCACGUCUCGCAUCCGCCUGCACAGCCUGCUCUUCAUCAACUCCACGGUGGCGAGUCAGGCGGAGCUGCUGGAGGAGGCCAAACCCAUCGCCAAAGAGUUUAAGGGCAAGAUGCUGUUCAUUGUAAUUAAUGUGACCGAGGCCUUGUCACAUGUGCUAAAUUAUUUCGGAGUGUCAGAAAGCGACGCACCGACUGCAAGGCUCAUCAACAUGGAAACACAGAAGAAGUUCAGCAUUCCCUCUGGAAGUCUAACGGCAGAUUCGCUACGGCGGCUGUGUCAGGAGGUUGUUGACGGCAGUGCAAAGCCGUACUAUCGUUCUGAGGAGAUCCCGGAGGACUGGGACAAAGAACCAGUGAAAGUCCUGGUGGGCAAGAAUUUUGAAUCUGUGGCUCUGGACCCGACCAAAAACGUCUUUGUUGAGUUUUAUGCUCCAUGGUGUGGACACUGCAAGGAACUGGCUCCUAUUUGGGACCAGCUGGCACAGAAAUAUGCAGACCAUGACAACAUCAUCAUAGCCAAGAUGGACGCCACCGCCAACGAAGUGGAGUCGCUGGUCAUAUCUGGAUUCCCAACUAUCAAAUAUUUCCCAGCUGAGGGCAAAGAGGUGGUCGACUACACUGGAAAUCGGGACCUGGAGACAUUUUCCAAGUUCCUGGAUAAUGGAGGAGUUUUACCAGAAGAGGAUAGCGGCGAGGAUGACGACGGUGACGAUGAAGAUGAUGGUGAGGAGGAUUCAGAUGCUGAAAAAGAGGACGACACUGAUGACCAGAGCAAGGAAGUAGACGAGUCUGCAGAGGUUCCUGCCAACAAGACAUCCAAAGACGAGCUGUAAUCAUGCUGAACGCCAAUUAAGAUCAAGCUAUCUCCCUCCAGUUUUCUUAAUAAAAGUGAUACAACUUGUAAA
Molecule: messenger RNA, 1875 nt
Organism: Fundulus heteroclitus (mummichog)
Lineage: Eukaryota; Metazoa; Chordata; Actinopteri; Cyprinodontiformes; Fundulidae
Gene: pdia2
Product: protein disulfide isomerase family A, member 2
Exons: 11
Coding region: 70-1803 (577 amino acids)
Biological process (GO): protein folding; response to endoplasmic reticulum stress
Cellular component (GO): endoplasmic reticulum
Molecular function (GO): protein disulfide isomerase activity
Source: RefSeq, a predicted model, not a curated record